Molecule: messenger RNA, 666 nt
Organism: Marmota monax (woodchuck)
Lineage: Eukaryota; Metazoa; Chordata; Mammalia; Rodentia; Sciuridae
Product: zinc finger protein 669
Exons: 6
Coding region: 1-534 (177 amino acids)
Biological process (GO): regulation of DNA-templated transcription
Source: RefSeq, a predicted model, not a curated record
AUGACUAGGUUGGAGGAACAAGAAGGGCCCACUGAAGAAGCAGCCAGAGCCGCCGUGGAAAGCCAGGAGCAAGUUGUGCUUCUGUGCACCGUCUUCGGGCUGCUGCUGGUCCAGGCCUGGGAGCAGUGUGGCCUGGGGAGAGCUCUGGCGGCGCAUUCAGGGCGGGUCUUUGACGGACAGCCAACCGGGGGGCGGGGCGGGGCUGCAGAGCGGUCCAAUCAGGAGCGCCGGCGGGAGGCGGGUCCGCUCCGAACCGCUGGACCUUCCGUUCUGGCUCCGCCAUCUUUGGGACCCUGUGGGCUCCCGAGGUUGCUCUUCCUGUUUGGCCUUGUGACCUCCUUUGACUUCGGCAGCCGUGAGGCGGACAGCAGGACACCCAGAAGCAGGGAGAUGGAGUCGGUGACCUUUGAGGAUGUGGCUGUGAACUUCACCCUGGAUGAGUGGGCUUUGCUGGAUCUUUCCCAGAAGAAGCUCUACAAAGAAGUGAUGUUGGAAACCUUCAGGAGCCUGGCCUUUCUAGAAGUCAAGUGUUAAGGAGACUUAGUGAAUGUAAAGAAGGUAGUGGAUAUGAAGAAAUCUUGAGUCAAACUCCAGACUGUAUUGAGAACAGUGCAGCUCUUUCUAAAGUAAAACCAAGUGAAAGCUAUGAAUGUGGAGAAGUCCUUA